Messenger RNA from Talaromyces proteolyticus, 1518 nucleotides. RefSeq names its product DExH-box splicing factor binding site-domain-containing protein. Bases 1 to 1518 code for a protein of 505 amino acids. The transcript has a single exon. Gene Ontology annotation, molecular function: nucleic acid binding. Gene Ontology annotation, biological process: mRNA splicing, via spliceosome. NCBI's taxonomy places the organism in Eukaryota, Fungi, Ascomycota, Eurotiomycetes, Eurotiales, Trichocomaceae. The record is from RefSeq and is a predicted model, not a curated record. Gene Ontology annotation, cellular component: spliceosomal complex.
AUGGUUUCGCGACAAGACGACGGCUCUGAGAGUCGCGGUAAUGCGAAACCUUUCUCGGUGUCCCUUUCGGCGACGUCCAAGAAUCCCACAGAGACCAAGACCGCGUUCAGGUCCCAGCUACCAUCUAAAGGCCCAAAGAGUCUGACAGGUCAGGCACAGCGACGCAGGGCCCAGAACCUAUAUGAUGACGCGUCGGACGAGGAAGAGGCGCAACCGAUACACGAAGAGGUGGUGGGCUUUGAUAGCAGCGCCGGCGGAGCAAUCAGCAAAACUUCCACAUCAGAGGCAAAAACCCCCCUUGUCAUCAAGGUCGAAAGCAAGAAUAAUUGGCGUAACAGACCAGGGAUAAACCGCAGAGGCAAAAACCUUCUUCCGCAGGAAGUCCAGGCGACCGGCACAUCUGCUCCGCAGACGGAAGGGCCAAGUAUUUCCUACGGACUCAGCCUUGCGCCCUCGAAAGAUGCUGAUUUGGAGGAUGUCAAGGGUGAUGCGGAUGUUGAUGCUGAUAUGGCUGAUGCUAGUGCUUCAGAACAGCAAGCACGAGAGCCCGUUGGGCAGGAUGAGAUUGCCUUGCAGGCACUCAUCCGUGAGAGUCAAGACGACAAGGAUCGAAAACGAUCGGACUUGGUCAUUGAGUCCUCAAGAGUAGUCGAGGGGCGAUACGACGAGACGAGUUCAUUCCGCGCCGAUGUCGCGACGCGUCCUGACCAGGCGAGUUUAGAAGCCUACAACGCUAUUCCCGUCGAAGAAUUUGGUGCUGCUUUACUUCGAGGGAUGGGCUGGAAGGAGGGACAAGCAAUCGGUCGAGGUAGCUAUGGAAAUUCAAGUACGGCAACCAAGAAGACUGUUCCUGAACGCCGACCGGGCUUUCUGGGUAUUGGGGCAAAAGAUGUUUCUGGUGGCAAGGGAGCAGAGGUCGAGAUCGGAGCUUGGGGGAAAGCUGCCAUGCGGAAAGGGUCGAGGAAGAAUGGGGACAGUAGCGGCAACACAGAAGGUGUCUAUAUGCCUGUCGUUAUGAGGAAUAAAACGACAGGUGAACAUAUGACGGAAGAAGAAUUCAAGACUCUUCAGACAGGAGCAAAAGAAAGUUCGGCUGAUGCACAGUCGAGAGAAAAGCCAGGCCGAGACCGAGACCGGGAUCGAGAACGCAGGCAUCGGCUUGAAAUCGAGGAUGGGUCUGGAAGAGACUACCGUAGUGGGCGCAGUAUGGAUUCAUCAUCACGCAGAGACCGAAGUCGGUCAUCGGGUACUCACGAUCGACGCAGACAUCGAUAUGAGGAUGAUAAAGAAAGUCGACGGUAUCGUGACAGAAGUGAUCGCGAUUACAAGGACAGUCCAAAAGUUGAUUAUACGUCGUCAAGGCGAGAAAAACGAGAUAGGAAUUCUGACCGCGACCGAGAUAGAGGCCGAGACGGAGACCGCGAUCGGUAUCGUCGCGAACACAGAGACAAAGAUACUGGUAGGGACCGAGACAGAGAUAGAUACAAAGAUUCUUCACGGCGUCAUGGAGACCGGUAA